UCUUUAUGCAUUCUCUUUUAUACGUAUAAUAAUAAUAAUACCUAACCAUUUUCUAUGAUUUACAUGAAGAAAUGCCAAGAAGAAUUUUAAAGUAAGAUUUACUAAUAAAAAUUAGAAAACAUACUCAAAAACAGUCCUCUCCACCCCCUCACUUCCACUUGCAUACUUGAUCAAGAAAUGAAAUAAAAAAUAUUAAGACUAUCGAGUCAAGCUCAUAAGACACAAAUCUGGACUUUGGAGACUCAGCUCCUUCCCGCUUUUGGUAGCUUAGGUGAGGAGGAGAGCAAAUGGAUCGAGUCAGUCUGUAGAGAGAUAGCAAGGCUGAUUAUAGUUUUCCUGGCCUGCAAAGCUGUUCCCAGAGCCCUCAGUAUACAGACCUUGGCCAUCAGUAUACAUGCUCCCUGGUGGGGGUUUCUGGGCCUCAAAUCCCUUAAUAUCUAGGCUGGUGCUAAAGUAAUUUCGUAAACUUUUAAUGGCAAAAACCACAAUUACUUUUGCGCCAGCCUAAAUAUUGUUAUUUAGAGAAACUACGCAUUCCCUAGCUCUCUUAGGGAAGCCUACAGAUAGGUAACAUGGCAAAGGAAUGACAUUAACUGUCUCAUUCUCCUUGGGAGUGCUCUCCACAUGUUCAGUGUCCCAGUGAAGAGAACCUUUCUAACAGGACCUUCAUCAUGAUACAUAAGGAAUAUCUAUGCCAGGCCACAUCUGCAGAUUAGUGAGUCUCUGAGAACUGCGUCUUUUCUGCUAUUUUUCUGCUUGAAAGUUUUUCACCAGUAAGUCCUGCACUAUGUUUGCACCAUGUAGUGCUAGUUAUUUGUGUACUUUUGCAUGACACUAGUAAUAUUAUCCAAACAAAAUUUCAAAAACCACUUUCUGUAGUUGGUAAAUAUAUAGAAAUGAGAGAAAAAAGAAAGAAAUAUGAGGAAGAAAGAUGUUAUCUGUUGCAAUAGUUAAAUGUUCUUAACUGAAGCCACAGAUGAGAUGUGACUCAUUUGCAGACAUACCAGUGAUUGGUACAGUAGAUUUAGAAACAGUUUAAACUUGCAAGCUUAAGCUUCCAUUUAUAAAGAGAAGUUUAAAAUCAUAGGUCCUGUUUAACAUUCAGCUCUGUUAACUUACUCUCAUCUCUUUGUUUUUUUACACUUUGUCAAGAUUUCUUCACGUAUUUAUCAAUGUCUGAAGAAGUUACUUAUGCAGAUCUUCAAUUCCAGAACUCCACUGAGACAGAAAAUAUCCGAGACAUUGACAAACUUGGGGGAAAAGCAGCUCCCGCUCCCUCUCGUGUAUGGCGCCCAGCAGCCUUGUUUCUGACUCUUCUGUGCCUUCUCCUGCUCAUUGCGUUGGGAGUCUUGGGAAGCACAUUUUACAUAACUUUGAAGAUAGAAAUGGAAAAAGUGAAUGAACUACAAAAUAUCAAUGAAGAGCUUCAGAGAAAUGUUUCUCUACAACUGAUGAGUAACAUGAAUAGCUCCAACAAGAUCAGGAACCUCUCCACCACACUGCAAACAACAGCCACCAAAUUAUGUCGUGAGCUAUAUAGAGAAAAAAAAGAGCACAAUUGUAAGCCUUGUCCAGAGAGAUGGGUGUGGCAUGAGGACAGCUGUUAUUUCCUAAGUGAUGAUUCCAAAACCUGGCAGGAGAGUCGAAUGGCCUGUGCUGCUCAGAAUGCCAGCCUGUUGAAGAUUAACAAUAAAAGUGCAUUGGAAUUUAUAAAAUCCCAAAAUAAAUAUUAUUGGUUGGGAUUAUCUCCCAAAAAAGAUCGCACUAAUGGUGAGAGUGUUGAUAAUAUAAUCAACUCCUCUGACUGGUUCUUGUUUAUGUAAUUCUGAAGAAAUUGCAGCAACAGUCAAAUGAGGAGCCCAGCCUUUCCUAGCAGAGCUAAGAUCCCCAGAAUAAAUACCGAGUUCCUUCUUUACCAAGGAUAUCAAACCUGCUCUCAGAAUUUAUCAACAGGAAACAGGCCAUGAGCCCUGUUACAGCAGGAAGUGUGAAAAAGGUAAUGGGAAGCUUUCAUUUUGGGGAUGCAAACAGAUUAUAAAUAUAGAAAAGUCUAGUAGGUUUUCUCAGGGCCAGUUUUAAUAUUUGGGAGUCAACUCCUCUGUAGAGAGAUUCUAACAGCUUCUGAAGAUUACAAACAGCAGGAUAAUGUGAUUUAAACUGUGCUUGACUUUUGCAUAAGCUUCACGUAUGAAUAAUUUUUUAGGCUCCAAUAAUAUCUACUAUAACUCUACCAAUAUCAUUAUCCUAUUGUUUUUCUUUUUACACAUCGAAUGUACUUUAACAGAACCAUGUAACGAAAUCUCUUUACAUUUGCAGGACAGUUUUACUUUCAGUUUUCUUUUCCUUUGUUUAAAGCUAACUUACAACUUGAUGAGAGAGAUCUAAGAUACCCAAUUCAUUGUUGGUAGGACUAGGAUAUAAGACUGGUAUUCCCGGUGCUGUCUCGAAAAUGCCUUGAAUCCUGGACCAAAAGCAACCUGCAGAGAAGAAUCUCCCACCUAUAGUAUCUGUGAGGAUAGCAGCAUCGCUACUGAGGAUAUUUGUAGGAGCUGAAGUCAGUUGCGCUGUGGAUAAAUUCUAAUUCGUAAAUGCUGCAUCAUACACUGUGGAUGACAUCAGCUGAAGGAUGCUUGCCCUUUGGCUUCAUUGUACUUUUUCUAAGAAUAAUUAUACAUGUUUUCUAUCCUUUCUCUAAACAUAACUCCAUGACAACACUUUGAAGACAGUCUUUACUAGUAAACUCUGCUACCAUUUCUCCUUUAUUCCAGGCUAUUACAUUCAGCUGCCAGCUGUCAGCUGUGAAAACCAAACACAGGAGGCAGUAUAUGUUAUGUUUUCUCUGCUAUUCUUUUCCAAGUUCGGCAGAACACUAGAGAAAAGUCUCUUUUAUUUAAACGUCCACAUUUAAACUCCAGGUCAAAGAUAAAUAAAAAUAAAACAUGCUUUUCCCUUCCUUACAUGAACUUAUCCAUUGAAAAAAAAAAAAAAAAAAAAAAACCUUUAGGUAACAAGGUAUUUAGUUUUAUUUACAUGAUUUCCACUGACUUGGUGAACUAGGUUGUAUUUCUACUUUAUAUAUUUGAGUGAUGCCUUUUUUAUUUUUAUUUUUUGGGACAGAAUCACACUCCUUCACCCAGGCUGGGGUGCAGUGG
Sapajus apella (tufted capuchin) is the source of this 3152-nucleotide messenger RNA. It is a transcript of the gene CLEC12A, whose product is annotated as C-type lectin domain family 12 member A. The transcript has 6 exons. The coding region runs from base 1173 to 1823 and encodes 216 amino acids. The record is from RefSeq and is a predicted model, not a curated record. Gene Ontology annotation, molecular function: signaling receptor regulator activity. NCBI's taxonomy places the organism in Eukaryota, Metazoa, Chordata, Mammalia, Primates, Cebidae.